Molecule: messenger RNA, 333 nt
Organism: Microdochium trichocladiopsis
Lineage: Eukaryota; Fungi; Ascomycota; Sordariomycetes; Xylariales; Microdochiaceae
Product: yippee
Exons: 2
Coding region: 1-333 (110 amino acids)
Cellular component (GO): ubiquitin ligase complex
Source: RefSeq, a predicted model, not a curated record
AUGGGUCUGGCAUACAACACAUAUCUGAGUAGCAACAAGAUCUACGGCUGCAAGAACUGCAAGGCCCACCUCUCGAACCACGAAGACAUCAUCAGCCGGAACUUCCGCGGCCAGCACGGAAAGGCCUAUCUGUUCAACAAUGUCGUCAACAUUGAUGCUGGCGAGCCCUCGGAGCGCAGCAUGACUACGGGGCGGCACAUUGUACGCGACAUCACUUGCAGGCAGUGCAAGGACACCGUCGGCUGGAAGUACGAUAAGGCCUACGAAUCAUCCGAGAAGUACAAGGAGGGCAAGUUUAUCCUCGAGGCGGAGCUUUUGUGCAACGUCAAUUAA